AUGGGUAAUCAACAACAAACGGGUCGUACCCGUAGCGAUACGUACACACGAUAUGAAAGAGAUGGCGAAGAUGGGCGUUAUGUGACACUCGACCACAAUGACUUAGGACCAAAUAGCCAUUUAUCCUCCUUCGACGAACGAAUCUCACCAAGACAAGAUUCAAGUUUACCAAUACGUAUACGAAAUCAACGUCAAAUGCAACAACAACACACACAACACGCAGUGCCUGCAGAAUUACAAAAUGAAAAGAAAACGAUACCAGUUGUAUUUAGAUAUCCAGCUUCACCAAAAGAUAAAGAAGCUUUACUAGUUGGUUCAUUUACUAAUUGGAAAGAUACAAUUAUCAUGGUUAAAAGUGAUAAUGAUUUUGUUGCUAUUUUGGAAUUACCAGAAGGCAAACAUGAAUAUAAAUUUUCUAUUGAUGGCCGAUGGGAAUAUGAUUUAAAUGAGCCAUCAGUAGAUGAUGGUCAUAAUGGUCGUAAUAAUGUUGUUACGGUUAAAAAGAGUGAUUUUGAAGUUAUGGAAGCACUUACGUCUGAUUCAAUCAUAACCAAUAGUCAAGGUUCAGGCAUGCAUAAACAACAAUCUGAAGAUCCAGAUAUGGCUCGUUCACCACCAGGUUCAUAUGAUCAAAAUUGGCCACCAGCUAAUCGUGAAGAAUUUUCUCCAUCAGAUAAACCACCAUUUUUACCACCACAUCUUCUCAAUAUCAUACUUAAUAAAGAUACAGCUGCUCAUUAUGAACCCGCUCUCUUACCUGAACCGAAUCAUGUAAUGUUAAAACAUCUCUAUGCAUUAUCAAUUCGUGAUGGAGUAAUGGUUUUAAGUACAACAACACGUUAUAAACAAAAAUUUGUUACAACGUGUUUCUAUAAACCAACAGGCAAAUAA
Messenger RNA from Adineta steineri, 891 nucleotides. The record is from the annotation of a GenBank genome assembly. NCBI's taxonomy places the organism in Eukaryota, Metazoa, Rotifera, Eurotatoria, Adinetida, Adinetidae.